Stylophora pistillata is the source of this 1511-nucleotide messenger RNA. RefSeq lists its product as uncharacterized. Gene Ontology annotation, biological process: signal transduction; protein phosphorylation. Lineage: Eukaryota; Metazoa; Cnidaria; Anthozoa; Scleractinia; Pocilloporidae. The record is from RefSeq and is a predicted model, not a curated record. Gene Ontology annotation, molecular function: ATP binding; protein kinase activity. Gene Ontology annotation, cellular component: cytoplasm.
CAAACGACGCGGUGGAGGGUCGAUUGUUGUUAAGAAGCUCAUUCGGCAGCAUGACCGUGAGAAGCGUUUGUUCAUGAAAGAGGCGCGGAUCCUCAAUUCCCUACAUUACAAGCUUAUCGUCGAAAUCAAAGCUGUAUGCGAAAGUCCUGUAGCAAUGAUGCUUGAGUACGUAUAUUUUGAUUUCACGCCAUUCGGGCUUGAAGGUCGGGUAAGUUCACUGCAAGAUUACUUGGAUUACACGAGUGGGAAAGAAGAAGUAGUGUCAGCGUUGGCCUGCUUGCACAGCAAGAUUGCGGAAGACACCUCUCUUGGCCUACAGUACCUCCACGAGAGAAAUAUCGCGCACAGAGACUUGAAGCCAGGAAACGUGCUUAUUUCUAACCAGCAUUACUGCCAUUAUAAGAACGAGGAUGAAAUUCGAGUAGCCUGGGAGAAGGAAGCUGUCCUUUGCAAACUGGUGGACUUUGGAGAAAGUCGAGCUUCCUUACAACAGACUGCGACAUUAUGUCACUCGAGAACCACCAACGUCGACCGCGGAACUGUUGUCUACAUGGCUCCGGAGAUAAUCACUAGCACAGGCGAAGCUAUGUCCCUUGAGCAGUUGAAGGCCUGUGAUGUUUGGUCAUUGGGAAUGAUUAUCUUCCUGCUAUUGAAUCCUGAUUUAGAGUUCCCCUACCAGUAUGAGCUUGACCAGGUUCCGCAAAAGAACUUCCAAAGCUUACGAAAUGAGUUGGUGAGUAGAUUCAAAGAACGUAUGUUACCGUCUUGGUCUUCCAAAUACAGCAGAUUUCAAGCAACAAUCUGGCGAGAAAUGGAAUCAAUUUUUAGCCAAUGCACUCUUUUUUGUUCUAAGAGCAGGCCUAUAGUUCGCGAAAUAGUCCAGCUGUUUCAGGCUGCUAAAAUCAAGCCACCAUGCAGUGACAUACCACUCUCGACUAGCCAAAGCACCGCAAUCGAGCGCCAUGAUAGGCUUGUCGCAGUUGGAGAUAUUCCCCUGGAUCAAAAUAUCCCAGACGAUGCUACCAACAGCUGCGCCUUUCUAUCUAUCCUCGUCACAGAGUUAAUUGCUGGGAAGGGAAGUGAUUGGGAUUCUUUUUGUGCAGCCGAACAAUGGUACGCGCUGUCCAGAGAAAUCGACAAGAUUAUUAUGACCCAACCCACGCUGUUCAACCCCUUUCGAGAUGUAACAAAGCUGUACGAUGUUUCAGAGGCUUACACUAUUCUACGAAAAGCAAAUAUUUUAUCUGUAGAGCUUGACUUUCGUGAAGAGAUCGUCACUUCUCAUGGAGUAUUCUCCAAAGAUGGACGGGAUGCACUCCUCAAGGGUGUUAAUGCAUUAUCAACUGCCUGCUCGGUUACCAACGUUGCAAUUUACAGCUGUGGCCGCUAUAUAUUUGUUAUCGGUUGUCAUGGCGACCAGUAUUUCAUCGUGGACACGCAUCCCAUAUCAAAAGAAUUGGGGGGUGAGGGUACCGGUCUUCUCAAAGUAUACCCCGCCCAGGAUUCGCACU